AUGAGUUUGAAGGGAAAUGAUCAAUUUCCUGCCUCCUCACCUAUCUGGAGCGUCCCCUUUCGCAAAAGAGGAACCAUUAGGGCCUGUACAACCUACUGUAAAGAUUCGCCUGCGGCCCAACACACCCUAGCGACAAGGGCGGCUGCUUAUAGAAGACCACGUGGCUGGGCAGAUGCUACGACGGACGCGUCCAAACAGCAGGUGCGACCCCAGGCAGCGCACCGCAGCCCGGCGGCGGCUACGGUUCAGCGGGUCUGCGCUACUGCGCCUGCGCCCCGUCGAGCGGCGCCGACGUCGGAAGGGAGCGGAAAAGACCCGGGGGAGCUUGGUGGUGACUCGCUGGCAGAAGUGAUUGGCUGGUGGACGACCCGCGUCAGAUCGCGCCUCCGUGCGGGGCGGGGAACCCGCCGAGGGGGAGGUGUCUUUCAGGAUGGCAGUGUCAAGCACCCGAGAGCCAUUCGAAUUUCUGUUCAAGCUCUGAAACAAAUGCUGGACCAUGAUAUACGAGAAAUAGCUGAACAUCCAUGCUUACUUAGCCAGCCCACACCAUCACAUAAACCCAUUCCUUGCAACAAAUCUCUCUUUGGUUCCGAUUCUCCGCUUGAAUGCUGGUUGACGCACAGUGAUGAAGAGAAAUGAGAAGCUAGAAAAGAAAAAAAUAUUUUAUGCCUGAAGAAAUAAAGGGUGUUCACAUUCCUGCCAGUGACCUCCAGAGGCGAGUUUCUUUGCUAGCUCACAAGAGAAUUGCUUCAAUCACAGCUGGGGCUCAGGAUAGGAACAUAGACUCUUCUGUUGUUUGAUUUCAAAUGGAUACAAAUUAAAAACAAAUUAU
Molecule: messenger RNA, 832 nt
Organism: Mustela erminea (ermine)
Lineage: Eukaryota; Metazoa; Chordata; Mammalia; Carnivora; Mustelidae
Exons: 5
Coding region: 1-639 (212 amino acids)
Source: RefSeq, a predicted model, not a curated record